AUGAUGCGCCGUAGUUGUCUUCUGCUCAGCGGUGGAAUGGUGGAAUACCACGAAUGGCAUCUCCACGAGCCACUCCUGCAGAAUUACGAGGGUUGGCGUAUUUUAGAUAAUCCAAAGUAUCAAUGCAAAUCCGAUGCGUAUUUAUAUGAUAUAGCCGGUAGUGUACGACACCUUGAUCCCAUCAUUGAUGAUCCCCGACUUACCCACAAACAACGUGUUUGCCGUCUCUACCGCUGGGCAUUAAAAGAACUACAGAUGUGGCUUGUCCAAUUAAAUGCCCAUAAAUUUAAUCUCGCCUACAAAGUGGUCCGUCGUCGAUUUGAAAUGUAUCGUUAUGUCACCGACCCCGCCAUGUGUGAUAUGAUGGUGCGGGAAACACAAAAGUAUUUACGGGAUAAUGCGAACUAUCACUAUCUGCGGCGGAAUAAUGGAUCCCCGUGGUCCACGUAUACACUCGCGAAUCCCCUUUUCCACCCGGAUGGAUCGCAGGUGUAUGAUCACUGGACCCAUCCAGAUGUGAUGUGGUAUGAUGAUGCGAAGCUGCAGCGGUGGUCUGGACAUCAUCCAAUGUACGCCGGGGCCGGGGAGAUGUCGGAUCGAUUUGGAAAUAUGGAUGUCUCUCCACCCAUGCGGGCCAUCACGUGUGCGAUAUUUGGAUGUAUGUUUCUUUGGAGUAUUUGUAGUUUUCUCGCGGUGUUUGAUCGGGAUGUGGAUCCACACUUUGAACAGUGGUGUGAGAACUUUGAUGAUAACUUGAAGGGGGCGUUGUUUGCAGCGGAGCGGAAUUCACGCAGUAGAGAUUCAAUGAUUGCUUGGGAUUGGGAUCGUAUUAUGGGAAAAGUAGAAGAACAAACAGGACUUCGCCUGUAUAGAGUGUAA
This is a messenger RNA of Trypanosoma theileri, 879 nucleotides long. RefSeq lists its product as uncharacterized. Bases 1 to 879 code for a protein of 292 amino acids. The transcript has a single exon. Lineage: Eukaryota; Euglenozoa; Kinetoplastea; Trypanosomatida; Trypanosomatidae. Gene Ontology annotation, biological process: mitochondrial electron transport, NADH to ubiquinone. The record is from RefSeq and is a predicted model, not a curated record.